AUGCCUGUUUUUCAGGUGAAGCGACCUUCCAUACCUAAAAUGAUAUUCACGAAGAAACGUGAGAAUAAUAUUCUCAGAAGCAGCCACAACGUAUCACCGAGCAGUGUCCUGGCGUCCGCCGGUAGAGACGACCCCCCAAUUAACCAACGUCCGGAGAACGCACUCGACGCUUUGUUAGACGAACUACAAACAUUUGCACGCCCUCCCGGUCUUCCGCAAUCUCCCACAUCAAACAGACCUCCGUCAAUGUCAGAAAUCGGUCGUAGAAAAGGAAGCAUAGAUUCGAAUAAUUCAUCUCUCUCGACAUCACUCCCACUGGCAACAUCAUCAUUGAGACGUCUUCAUUCUUAUCCGAGCAGCAGCGACGACAGUUCGCCGCCUACACAAUUAAGAGACAUACAAAAACCAGCCACGGGUCCGAAACCACCGGUACCCGAAAGGAACGUCGAAUUAUUAUCGCAAUUAGUCAAUCGUAGAGUUCCUCCUCCGCCGCCACCGAGAACGAGUUCGAGAUCACCGUUGGCAUCACCGACAUCUCCGAGUUUACCACCUAGAGCCACGCCACCGUCACAACCUCAAAUGGGUAUAAAUACAGGAACGUUGAGAAGAAACGCUCCCGGGAGAAGUUCUCUACGGGAAUAUAAAAGCGGAGAAGUACAACAACAAUCGAACGAGGAUAACGACACGUCAGCUCAAACAUCAUCAGAGGGACAAUCCGUGUCGUCAUCGACUCCAAACACGUCAAGUUGCGAAAGCGUGAGCUCUCAAGAAGGGAUUAAAAAUAAAGAAUCUCGUAAAGAACUUUUAGAACAGAGACACCAAGAACUUUUAAGAAAGCAAAAAGCUCUACAAGAACAAUAUGCAAGACUGCAACAACUUCAAAGAGGUGCGACAGCUUUCGCGAUACCAACGCAAGAUUUAAUGCUCAAAAAAACGGGAUCCGAAAGUAACCUCUUAUCAAAAAUGGGUUUGGGACAAAGUUUAUCAGCUGCCGCUCCCAUGUCCGGAUCAUUAACUCAUUUAGCACCUCAAAAUCAAGUAGUUCCUUUGGCUCCGUUUAUGUCGACAGCAACACAACCACAUACCACAACAUCAUCAUCUUCAUCAUCGAAUCCUCCUCCUCCUCUUCUUCUUCCUCUUUCUACUCCUUCUUCUUCAUCUUCUACAACUUCAACGACGAAAAUUUACGAGACCGACAUUCUGUGA
Pediculus humanus corporis (human body louse) is the source of this 1206-nucleotide messenger RNA. RefSeq lists its product as uncharacterized. The coding region runs from base 1 to 1206 and encodes 401 amino acids. Lineage: Eukaryota; Metazoa; Arthropoda; Insecta; Psocodea; Pediculidae. The record is from RefSeq and is a predicted model, not a curated record. The transcript has 3 exons.